Messenger RNA from Pelecanus crispus (Dalmatian pelican), 1825 nucleotides. It is a transcript of the gene TWNK, whose product is annotated as twinkle mtDNA helicase. Gene Ontology annotation, molecular function: ATP binding; single-stranded DNA binding; 5'-3' DNA helicase activity. The record is from RefSeq and is a predicted model, not a curated record. Gene Ontology annotation, cellular component: mitochondrion. NCBI's taxonomy places the organism in Eukaryota, Metazoa, Chordata, Aves, Pelecaniformes, Pelecanidae. Gene Ontology annotation, biological process: mitochondrial DNA replication.
CAGUACCUGCGGGCCCAGGGCAUCCCCUUCCACGAUGGGUACAGCUGCCUGCACACCCCCAGCCUCUUCACCGACGGCCGGGAGGACCAGCCGCCUGCCGCCAACGCCCCUUACACACUUUUCAUUGACAAGAUGACGGGCAGCUUCCUGUGCACGGCCACCCUGGCCGAGGGCACAUGGCAGGACUUCCAGGCCAACGUGGAGCUGCGGCACCGCGGCGUUCCCCCCGCCAGCUCGGAGGAGCCGGAGGAGGACACGCGACGGGCUCGUGAGGAUGCCCGCUGCAUCUGGGACCGGGCGCUGCCGCUCUGGGAGCUGCUGGACGAGGAUGAGACCAACAAGACUAAGGCCAUGUUCGGCAUCUCCCUGGUGACGGAUGCCACCCUGAAACGCUUUGGGGUGCGUUAUCUGAGGACUGCUAAGUCCCUUGUCUUCCCCUGGUUCAGCCCCCGUGAUGCGACCCUGAAAGGCCUGAAGUUGGUGAGGGUGGAGAAGAAGGGGGACGCGGUAGCUUACGCGGAAGAGACUUUACCCCGCUUCGAUUCCUAUCGCAAUCUCUUUGGGCUGCCCCUGAUUGGCCGCCGAGACACAGAGCUGGUCUUAACUGGGUGGGAGCUGGACGGCCCGGCCCUGCACACAGCCAAAGCUACGGGGGUGGCCAGCCUGGCCCUGCCACGGGGGGCCACCUGCCUGCCCCCUGCCCUUCUGCCCUACCUGGAGCAGUUCAAGCGCAUCACGCUAUGGCUGGGCGAGGACCUGCGCUCCUGGGAAGCCGCCAAGCUCUUCGCUCGCAAGCUGAGUCUCAAGCGUUGCUCCCUGGUGCGCCCCGGCGACCUGCAGCCCCGGCCCUUGGCAGCUCUGAACCAGGGCCUGAACCUCACCAAGAUCCUGCGUGCCGCCUUGCCUGCCAGCCACAAAUCCAUCGUCUCCUUCCGGCAGCUGCGCGAGGAGGUGUUCGGGGAGCUGGUCAACACCGAGCAGGUGGCCGGCGUCAAGUGGGCGCGCUUCCCUGAGCUCAACAAGCUCCUCAAAGGGCACCGCAGAGGGGAGCUCACCGUCUUCACAGGCCCAACGGGCAGUGGGAAGACGACCUUUAUCAGCGAGUACGCGCUGGACCUGUGCAUGCAGGGGGUGUGCACACUGUGGGGCAGCUUCGAGAUCAACAAUGUCCGCCUGGCCAAGAUCAUGCUGACGCAGUUUGCCGCCCAGCGCCUGGAGGACCAGCUGGAGCUGUACGACGAGUGGGCUGACCGCUUUGAGGACCUCCCGCUCUACUUCAUGACCUUCCACGGCCAGCAGAACAUCAAGACGGUGAUUGACACCAUGCAGCACGCCGUCUACAUGUACGACAUCACCCACGUGGUUGUCGACAACCUGCAGUUCAUGAUGGGACACGAGCACCUCUCUGUGGACAGGCUUGCUGCCCAGGACUACAUCGUUGGUGCCUUCCGCAAGUUCGCCACGGACAACACCUGCCACAUCACGCUGGUCAUCCAUCCCCGCAAGGAGGAUGACGAAAAGGAGCUGCAGACAGCCUCCAUCUUUGGCUCUGCCAAGGCUAGCCAGGAGGCCGACAACGUCCUCAUCCUGCAGGACCGUAAGCUGGUGACGGGGCCAGGGAAGCGCUACCUGCAGGUGUCCAAGAACCGCUUUGACGGGGACGUGGGUGUCUUCCCCCUGGAGUUCAGCAAGGCCUCGCUCACCUUCUCAUCCUCUGGCAAAAGCAAGGUCAGACUGAAGAAGAUGAAGGAGGAGAAGGCGCUUUCAGCCAAGAAGGCUCCAGAGGGAGGCUCGGGAGCCUCCAAGAAGCCGUAAGCCUGGCAGG